Messenger RNA from Parasteatoda tepidariorum (common house spider), 3934 nucleotides. Its product is annotated as regulator of microtubule dynamics protein 1. Gene Ontology annotation, molecular function: microtubule binding. Gene Ontology annotation, cellular component: cytoplasm; mitochondrion; mitotic spindle pole. Lineage: Eukaryota; Metazoa; Arthropoda; Arachnida; Araneae; Theridiidae. The record is from RefSeq and is a predicted model, not a curated record.
CCGCAACCGCUCAUAAAUAUCAAAAGUUCCAUCACGAUCACGAAACAAAAACAAAACUUUUUUAUUUUUCUUGUCUUAAGGAAGUAAUGAAUCCAUAAAUUCUUUUUACUUGAUUUCUAUUUUAAUCCUUAAAAUGGAUGCUCUUUUAAGAGCUGAGAGAAUUGGUUAUCUUGCUGCAUUAGGAGCUGGAGUUGUUUUGGGAAUCAGCGGAAUAUACCAUUAUUUUAAAACAAAUCGAUGUGUAACUCGUGAAUUACAUCAACUAUCUGGCACUAUUGAUAGCCUGAGACGAGAAAUCGAAGAAUUAAAGUCAUCAGCAAGUUUUCGCUCUGAAAACAUAACAAGAUCGCCGAUUAAAAAAAGUCAUUUAGUCAAUUCGUCCACUCCUCCUAGUAAAUACUAUAGUUAUACUAGUAGUAUUGAUGAUGAAGAAGAAUAUUUUGAUUUUACAGAUACAGAAGAAAUUGAAGGAGCCUGGGCCAGCAUCAAUGGAUCUCGUGAAGAAUUGCACAAAGAUAAUGUGGAGGCUCUAUUUGAAGAGCUAGAUUCGUUAUUAGAUAACAGCUCAACAGAUAAAGUGUCUGUUUAUAAUAAAAUAUUUGGACUGAAAGACGAGUAUAUGGAUAAUGCCAACUUUUUAUGGCGUCUUGCAAAAGCAACUCAUCUUUAUGGUAUUGUAGUACAAAGUCAAGAUGACACAGAAAAGAGAAAGGAACUUGCUUAUGAAGCUUAUGAAUAUGCAAAAAAAGCGUAUGAGUUAGUGAAAGAUAAUCCUGAAGUUCAUAAAUGGUAUGCUAUAACGAUUGGCUCACUGGGAGAUUAUGUAGGAGUGCAAGAAAGAAUUAUAAAUGGAUAUACUUUUAAAGAGCAUGUUGACAAGGCAAUUACUCUAAAACCUCAGGAUCCAUCUCUGCAUUAUAUGCUUGGUCGAUGGUGCUAUGAGGUUGCUACAUUACCUUGGUAUGCAAGAAAAAUAGCUUCUACUUUAUUGACAGCUCCUCCAGAGUCUACUUUAGAAGAAGCAAGGACUUAUUUAUUUCAAGCGGAUAGAUUAAAACCUGAUUGGAAAGAAAAUCUUUUAGUGUUAGCCAAAACCUACAUCAAAGAUGGUAGUUACUCUGAAGCAAUAUCAACUAUUGAUAGAGCCUUACUUAUUCCAGUAAAAGGAGAAGAUGAUGAAAUCAAUCAUAAGGAACUUGAAAGCUUAGAAAAACAGUAUAACACAUAUCGGAAUUCAUAAAGAAAUAUUGGAUAUUUUCUUUACAAUUGUUUCUGUUAUUGAAGUAUAUUAAAUAAAAAAGCAAGUAAUAUAUUUAAACAAUUCUUCAUAUUUAUUGAUCGUCAAUUGCAUAGUGUUUAUCUUAUAAUUGUUUGUAUUUUAUUUCUUGCCAAAUGUAAAAACGUGUGGGAGAUUUUAAGAUCAAAGUGACUUGCUAGGUUGCACUUUAAUUAAAUUGAUUGGUUGCAAUGCAUAUAAUUUAUUCACUUGGUUUUAUGUAAUUUAACAAUUGCGUUAAUAAAUUACUUUAAUUGAGAUUAUUUUUAUUUGAUAAACCGUUAAAACUUAUUUUUAUUCACUUAACUAAAGAUGUGUGUGUGUUGUUAGAAAUUAUGUGAAGCUUUUAGUAUUGAAUUGACUUGUUAUGACUUGACUGACCAGUGGCAAAAAUUAUUUAAUUUUGUUUGUUAUGUGCUUUAUCAGUUCAUCUUAGUUUUUUGUUUAAUUAAAAGCUUUUUUAUUCACAACACUCGAAAUUAGAUUUUUAUAAAUUAAAAAAAAUGUUUGAAGUGAUGUUAAAUGUUAAAGUUUUCAAACUUUUAGAAUCAGUUUGAUUUAGAAUGUCAUUCCAUUUAUUUAAAUUUUAUAAGAAUAAACUUAUUUUUAAAGAAAAACUAUGUUGUUAAUGUGUAAUAUGAUAUUGUCCAAUCUGUUUCCUUAUUUAUUGUUAGUUAUUAGAUAAAUUAUUACAAUUUGCGCAUAUUUUAGAACAUUUGUUACACAUUGUUAAAAUGUAUUUGUUAUUUGUUUCUAUACAAAUAAAAUAUAUCAUGUUAAAUUAGUAUGUGUUAGUAAAGAAAUAGUAACUUUUUGCACAUUUGAUCUCUUUUUUUAGUAUGAAAAGCUUUCGUUCAGUUAUAAUUCAACUAUUUUUGGGAUUAUUAUUGAUGACUUUCUUUAUUCAAAAUAACUCAUCGUGAUUAAAGAAAAUUACAUAAUUAUAUUAGUUAAUUUUCUUUUUCUGUGCACAAGAAUCUCAAAAAUUGUUUUUUUUUUUUUUUUUAAAUUUUCUGAUUGAAAUAUUAUCUGUUUCGAUAGUAAAAUGUGCAGACAAAAUAUGUAUACAUAUUUUUUUUGACAUUAUCAAUUAACAACUAGUUUAAAGCUAUUUUUACUUUUUAUAUGGUAUUUUUGUUUUUCUCCAUUUAGUUAUAUUUUUUAUUUUAACACUUAAAUAUUUUUAUAUGAAUGAGCCUUUUGUUUACUUCAACUGAAUUCCACUAUGAUUCAGAUGUAUGUCAAAUAUUUAUCAUUAUUUUUUUAUAAGUACAUUGUUAUUAUUUUUAAUUUUAGGUUGUUUUUAGUACGUUUUAUUUAUAGUAGCAAAAUUUUAAUUUUAACCCCACUAAAAAAAAAAAAAGAAAUAAAUAACAUUUUAAUCAGAACUCACAAACAAAUAUAUUUUUUGGGAAGCUUUACAGCCUUAUGCAUGGUGUUGAAUUUUGUUAGAAAUUUUGCUGAGUUUUUACAGUUUAAAUUUGAAAAUAUUGAUUAAAUUUGAAUGAAUAAAGGAAAAGUUUUGUUCAUAGUACUGAUAACUAAAUAUUUUAUCAAAAUUUAUUUAUUAAAAAUUUGUACAGAUACCUGCAUAAUUUUAGACUCAUUUUAAAUCUUAAAAUUUAAAAAAAAAUUUUUACAAUUUAGUAUGCAAAAUUAUUAUUAGUUUGAUUUUUCUCCUCCAGUUAUUUAAACUUCCCAGUUAUUUAUUUCAUUAAAGAACUUGAUUCUACUUAAAUUUUUGUUUAAUCUUUUGUUUCAUUUCUCAAUAUAGUUUCAAAAUAAUUACCCAUUUCAUUUAUUAAUGUUCAUUAUUUAUUGUGAAUUCCAUGACAAAAACAUUAGCUGUAAAUAAAACAGUGUUUUUCCUUUAAAAACAUUCUUAAAAUUAACAUUUAAUGAAAUUUUGUAAUAGUAUUGAGUUGUGCCUCUAUUUUUUUUUUUAUUAUUAUAAUUAAAACUACCAUUAAAUCAAUUAUGAACUACCAGAUAAAUUCUUUAAUUUAACGUCCUAAUUAUUUCAUUUUCUAAAUAUAAGUCUUUUUCCUGUUAUAAUUAUAAUUGUUAUGACAAAGAUUAAUAAGUAAAUUCAGAUGCUGUAACUUAUGCAUCUGAAUAAUGGAAAAGUAGCAUAUAUUAUAUAUUUCACCCUGAAAUGUUGAAAUACUUUUAGAACAUUUGGUGCUAAUUAUGUGGACCAUGAUUUUAACUUUUGUUAAAAAAAAUCAUUUUCUUCAUUUAAUUUAAAUUAUACUAAUUCCAUUUUUUUUUUUCAAUUGUUUGAAAAUCAAUGUUUUCUAUAAAAAAAUUAAGCAAUAUAUAUGUGCUUUUACUGAAAUCAGAAAGAAAAUUGUAAAUGUUAAAUAGAAAUUGUUUGUGUAGAAAAUAUUAAUGAUUUCAUAUUUUUGCUUGGCAAUAUGUUGUAUAUUUUUUUUAAAAUAUUUUUUUAUAAUUUUGGUCAAUGCAUUUAAAUUAGUAUUUAUAAAACAUUCAAGUACAAUGAAAUACCAAUAAAUCAAAUCACAGUAAUCAGAUCUCCUUCCUAAUUUAUGCAUGUUUUGAAGAAAGAAACUAGAGUUUCUUCAAAAUCAACUGUAAAAAAUAUAGUAAAAAACUGUCAUUUACUUCAACAUGGCCAUGAUUUGUAAGCCAUGAAGG